Molecule: messenger RNA, 546 nt
Organism: Sinocyclocheilus rhinocerous
Lineage: Eukaryota; Metazoa; Chordata; Actinopteri; Cypriniformes; Cyprinidae
Product: interferon-induced very large GTPase 1-like
Exons: 1
Source: RefSeq, a predicted model, not a curated record
UCUCAGUGUCAGUACGCUCUUCCUCUGCUCGUUCCUGAUCCAUUCACACAAGAGAUUGAAUUUCCUCUCUGGACAUUCAGACAAGUCAACAAGAGCUGGAAGAUGAGAAACACCAACAAUGAGAUCAUCAGUCAAACCCAGCCGAUCUACAAGGCAGAAACUCCAAUGGUGUUUUUCUUCAGGUUUGGCUCUGUGUCUUCAUCCAAGUCUCAGCUGAUGAACAGUCUGAUCAAUGAGAAACACAACACGUUCUUUCACAGAAACUGCCCAGGCAGCAGCAGAACCAGAGUCCUGAUGGAUGGAGUGGUGGAGAUCGCCUGGUUCUGCCCCUCUGGGAAGAACACUGAUAAAUUCACUAACUGUGUUGCCUUCUGUAAUCUACAUGGGGAUGCAGGAGACCAUGAGAAGCAACUGCAGAUCCUCACUGAAAUGGCCUCAGUCAAUGUUGUUCUAAUAACACAACUGGAUAAGAAUGACAGACAUGCAGCAAAUAUCCAGAACCUGUUAAAAAAAAAAAACACUAAUUUGUCUUUUAAUGGAGGAUGA